GUUCGAGAUAUCCUCAGCCUGGCUGAAAGGAGGGUUUCAGCCGAUGCAUGGGGCGUGUCGUGCGACCAUGGAGGAGUUGCUUCGAUCAAGAACCUGCUGGGUGUGUGACCGAAAGAUGGCUGCCAGCGUCGCCCCGCCGGAGAUCGCGCCCCACGACUGUUCCGGCGCCGAGGAACACGCACCUCGACUUCGCACGCUGAGAACCGUCGGCGGCUACGCAAUCUACCCCGUGUUCGUGGUUUUUUGGCUACUGCGAUGGCUGUGCACGAGUGUGUUCACUGUGUUGGUGUUCGUUUUCCGCGGCGGCCGCAGCGCUCACCACGGAGAGCACCACUACGGCCAUCUAUCGGCGCCUAUCGGCAGCUCGGACGCAAUGGCGGCGUCCAGUGCGGAGCCCGACGCAUCUCUGCUGAUCCGACAGAAACAACACCACAAGAGGGCCUUCGACUUCAUCUCCAAGGCGCUCAAGUAUGACGAGGAGAAUGACGAUCUCAAGGAAUUGGCCAUUGACCUCUACCGCAAGGGUAUUGAGGAACUGCAGAAGGGAAUCGCCAUCGACUUCUCGCAAGGAAAAGGUCCUUCAUGGGAGAGGGCGCACAGGCUUACAGACAAGAUGAGGGUCAACCUUGAAAUGGCCAAGGACAGGCUUGACUUCUUAGAGAGCAUGGUGAAGAUUGAGCACCUUGGCGAUGACCUGCCCUGGCAUGCGGGCGUGGCCCGGCCUCAGGCCAACCAGAAGCGCCGAGCAUGGCAGAAGGCGGCGCCCGGCCAUGACGCGACCACGAAGCUGGACGGCCCCUCGUGGCUGAAGAUGGCCGAGAACGGCGGGGGUCCCAGUAGCCAGACGAAUGACAGGCACCGGCGUUGCUUGUCGCCGCCGCUGUCGCCGAAGGCACCGUCUGGUGUUACGUUAAGAAACCAGGCGUCAACGACGUCGCGGCCCGGAGUGGCGACGCAGGCAGUCGCGCCGCGGGCCCAGACGCUGCCUCGCAACACGACGGUCGGGGGUGCCCGGACGACGGCCAAGUCCCCGUCGCGGCCUUCCCGGCCUGCUGCCAACGAUGCAGGGUCAACGCCGACGCCAACGGCAGCGAGGCGGCGGCUAAACCAGCAACAGCCGAACGCACAGCAGCCCAGGGGUCGGCAGCAGCCAUCUGCAGCAGCGCGACCCGGUUCCCGAGGAGGUUCCUUCCGCGGCGGCAGUGAAGGGAGGCGGGUGUCGACACUCAAGGGCGUCGACUCACGGCUCGCACACAUGAUCCUCGACGAGAUCGUGGACGGCGGGCCCGAAGUGCUGUUCAGCGACAUUGCUGGCCAGGAAGUGGCCAAGCAGGCGCUAAGCGAGAUGGUGAUACUGCCCACAGACAGGCCAGAGCUGUUCACAGGUCUAAGGGCACCGCCCAAGGGCCUGUUGCUCUUUGGGCCGCCGGGCAAUGGCAAGACGAUGCUGGCCAAAGCAGUGGCCCACGAGUCCCACUCCACAUUUCUCAACAUCAGCGCGGCUUCGCUGACUUCGAAAUAUGUUGGUGAAGGCGAGAAGCUGGUACGAGCCCUGUUUGCAGUUGCGCGAGAACUGCAACCCAGCAUAAUCUUUAUCGACGAGGUUGACUCCUUGCUCAGCGAGAGGAAAGACAAUGAGCAUGAAGCAACACGGAGGCUCAAGACUGAGUUCCUCGUCGAGUUUGAUGGGCUCCACACUGGGAGUGAAGAACGGAUUCUCGUGAUGGGUGCCACGAAUAGGCCUCAAGAGCUGGACGACGCUGCACUUAGGCGUUUCACGAAGCGGGUGUACGUGACCCUACCGGACGAGAACACACGGCUCGUGCUUCUCGAAAAGCUUCUCAGGAAGCAGAACAGCCCGCUGUCUCUAGACAAGCUCAAGUACCUGGCCAGGGUGACCAGUGGCUACUCGGGAAGUGACCUGACAGCACUAGCCAAAGAUGCUGCACUAGGUCCAAUAAGAGAGCUCAAUCCCGAGCAAGUCCGGUGCGUCGACCCUAAAAAAAUGCGGAACAUAACCCUGGAGGAUUUCAUGACGUCGCUCAAGAAGGUUCGCUGCAGUGUGUCGUCGCAGAGCCUAGAGUUCUACGAGCGUUGGAACCAGGAGUUCGGCGACAUCACUGUUUGACGUCUUCGUCAGCGCGCCUUUCCGAAGCCGCCGUCGUCGCUGCCAUCACGUUUCUUCUCUCGCUCGUUUGCUGCACUGACACAAAGCUUUGUACAUAGCGGCAUAAUGUCAUUGGACUGGUCAUGCAUGUUACCUUUGCUUUCUAAUUUGUUGUUUGACUCGUUGCAUCACUUCUGCAGCACAGCCUCUGUGAAUGAAAAUUCAAGAAAGUGUCGAAGGAGGGUGCGAGGCAUUCGCUGAUGUUGCCUUUGUUGUGCAAGAAUUGGCAUGUGCAUGCAGAACAUUGUACGCCUGUAGGAAUUCGAAACAUAUUCUCGGUGUGCUCACGGAUUGAUGCACUUUUUCACGUGGCUAUAAAAUUGCUACCUCAUUAUUAAAGCAUGCAAAUCUUGCAUGGCACAUGAAAUUUUAGGUAUGUCGUGCUUCCAUACGGUACUAGCUAAAUUAACUUUCGUGUCCUUCAGGCCUACUUGAAUGCAAUGUCAUAAUGUGUUCACUCGUCAUUCGUUCGUUUGAGGUCUUGCUGAAAAGGGUGCAUUGUCGAUGUACAUACUGUAACGGCCAUACUUCACACAUGGACAAUCUUCCAGUGGAUGGACAGUGUCUUGUGUUGUCGCACAAUGUUCGCAUGGAUUUGUCUGAGAGAACACUUCCUCUGUUUCAAGAGAAAUGAGCUGAAAUAUAUGCACGAGAGAUAAGCGUACAUUCUCGUUUUAAUGUUUUUAAUUUGCGUAUUAGUGUCGACUGUCUAGUUUGGCAUGUUUGUUUUGCGUAUUUCAAGUAGGAAACAAAUUCCAGCGUACGUUUUGAUAGAUUUGUCGACGUAGAUUGUGGAACUGCUCUAACAAAAGGCGGGACAUGCGUUCGUGUACAGCUGGCUUGCUGCCAAAUUCUUGUAGCACAUGCGCUGUAGUCAAUGCAACCAUUGGGAUUAGCGUAAAUCUUGUCAAGGGUAUACAAGACUCGUAAUUUCUUCUUAAGCCUGUUCCUGUAUUUUUGCAGUGGUCUAGUUACAUUCUUAAGACUUCUUUGAAAGCAUAUGUGGUCUUUGCUUGUUCCCCAUUAUUUGCUAAUAAUAUAAGAAUAAUGUUUCAACUCGCACUAUGGCUAUCUUCUAAAAUGUAGAGUUUAUAGAGAUCUGGAAUUUAGAUGGUACAUACAGAGUCCGACUGAGCUCCCAUACCACAAAGGCAAAUGCAUUGAGAGUGUAAUUUUUUUUGUGGAUAUUACCAGUUAAAAAUGAACAAUAAGUUAAAAAUGUGGUCUUAGCUUAUGGGGACUUCUGCUGCAAUGCUUGCGUAAUGUCGCGAGUUUACAGCUGUGCGGUUUUUGAGAAAGGUCUCGCAAGUCGGACUGCUGUGUUGUUCAAGCCACGCAGUUUUUUUUAGUGUGAUUUCGGAGAUAUUUUCCAGGCGUACAUACAGAGGUAUCAGGUUGACUUCCGGACCCCCAUUUUCAAUAUGCAUUCAGCGUCAAAAUUAUAGAGACCACUAGGCUUUAGAAAUCUCUGAAUUUCUCUGCAAUUUGACUAUAUUCAGUCUAACUGCACAGUAGAUGUUAAUGUGUUUUAGAACAGGCCGGUAGUCCAAAUACAAGGCUGCUUGCUGAAGCAGCGGGAACAUUGUUUUUUCUUGUCCCAUGGCCUUGAAACUUUUGACGCCAAUUGUACCUUGUACAGGUGCUUUAAUGGUGCUGAGUGCAAAGUAUGUGCUCCCGCAACAGGAUGUGUAGUGUGUGCUUGUAAGGUAAAUUUUCUUUUAAGUGCCAAGGAGGUAUAUGAAUGUGUGCGUUCAUCAAACCUCUUGAAUAUGUGCGGCAUUAGGAAGUGCAAACUUGAUAGUUUGACUGCCACUUAUUUGUCUGCUUACUGGAGCAAUGAGUUUACUCUCUGUGACCUCCAUGCAAAUUGAUUUGCCACUUGCCUCUGUUACUGUAACCUCGCAAGAAAUUUGUUUUAUUCACUUCCAGGCAGGCAGCACUAAGAAUGGUCGCUAAUCGUGACUGCAGUGAAGUGGGAAGCUGUGAUUUCUCGUUACCGUCCUUUGAGCACUUUGUGUUUAUUUUCUUGUUGCACUGUUGCUAAUCUUUUUCCUCGUAGAAAUGCUUGAGAUAUUUUGCACGGCGGAGUAUUUUUCAUAUAGACGCGGCAGUGUACAGCGAAAGCCAUGGUUGAGAGAAAGCCUGACAAUAUUAGUGUCUUUCAAGAGGGUUUGUCGCCUCACAUAUGCGAGUGAUGGAUAAUUUGAUAAUGCCUCAUUAGUAGGCGUGUAGAGACUUCAGAAUGGGUCAUCUUUUUUUUUUUUUUUCUGUUGCCAGAUCUUCGAAUCGUUAGCCACAGUGUGCCAGCCAGUUUGUAAAUGUGGACAAAAAUGGAAUGUUAUUUCUUCGAAUUACAGUGCUGUUGGCCAAGUUUGGUUUCAGUACCGUUUAAGUUCAUCGGCACUUGUGCUGGACAUGCCGCAGCUGUUCACCAUGCUUCUGUACUGCACAGAACCUGCGGAGUGAUGAACCAAAUAAUAUUGCAGUUUCACUUGAGCUGAGCUUAGCUAACUAUGAGACUUCUUCGAUAUAAAGAUAAAAAACUGAGAUACUACGAGCCAAGCAAAUUUCAAGCUUGAGCAGCAAUCUUCAUGCCUUGUUCAUGCUUGUGAUAUCGAACAGCACUACUGUACAUAGCUUAAACCACAUUGCUUGGCACAUUUCCAGCUGUACAUAACCCUCACAAAACACAGUCAACCCCCUUUACGCGCGCUUCGCUUUCAACGCUCGUGCCGUUCGAAUUUGCUUAGCCGCAAACGAAACGUGCACUUGAGGCGGAUGUUGUUGUUCCAGGCGCGGCGUCACCUCCGCUCCUUGUCACGUGACGUGAAGCGAGUGUGACGUCAGCGCGGCCGAGGCUGGGUUUCAAGCGAGAGCCACGGGAGGGCGUUUGUGUUGAGAAAAAGCUAUGCACGCGACAUUACGUCACCUUCAUGCUCGCGUUCCGUAUCUCUAUUGUGUACAUAUUUUUGUCAUUUCUUCGACCAUGUUUGUUCUGCUGGACCAGAAUUGUUUGUGCAGCAUUAUACGAACCUGCUUUGUAUAGAAAAAAAUCCGCCACCGUUAGAUUUUUUUUGCCUGUUGAUAGUUUAUAGCUAGGCCGUGAAAGGAAUGUUUUUAAAAUAAAUGUGGUUUUU
This is a messenger RNA of Rhipicephalus sanguineus (brown dog tick), 5304 nucleotides long. RefSeq names its product spastin (gene spas). Gene Ontology annotation, cellular component: microtubule cytoskeleton. Bases 44 to 2128 code for a protein of 694 amino acids. Gene Ontology annotation, molecular function: ATP hydrolysis activity; microtubule severing ATPase activity; ATP binding. The transcript is spliced from 15 exons. Lineage: Eukaryota; Metazoa; Arthropoda; Arachnida; Ixodida; Ixodidae. The record is from RefSeq and is a predicted model, not a curated record.